CACCCCUCGCCGCCCGCCCCCUCGCCUGACUCAUCCGCCCGCGGUGGCCGCGCGCGCCCGCUGCCCGAGCCCCCGCCGGGAUGGGGAAGGAGACCGAGGCUGCCGGCGGCUGCGGAGCUUCCUGCUGAUGACCCCGACCCUGCCGCCGCCUCCUCCGCUCGUCUCGGGAGGCGCCAGACGUCCCGACAGCUCCCGGAGUGAGAGCCCGGAGAGGCGGCUGGACCUCUGAGUCCCCGCGCUCAGGACAGAAUAAAAGACGGAGCUAUGAUAGCCACUGGUGGAGUGAUAACCGGCCUGGCCGCCUUGAAAAGGCAAGACUCUGCCAGAUCACAGCAUCAUGUCAGCCUCAGCCCAUCGCCUGCUGCCCAGGAGAAGAAACCAGUCAGGCGUCGGCCAAGGGCUGAUGUCGUGGUUGUUCGAGGCAAAAUCCGGCUUUAUUCCCCCUCUGGUUUUUUCCUCAUUUUAGGAGUGCUUAUCUCCAUUGUUGGAAUUGCAAUGGCAGUCCUUGGGUAUUGGCCCCAAAAAGAACAUUUCAUCGACGCUGAGACAACAUUGUCCACAAACGCAACUCAGGUCAUUCGGAACCAAAGUGGCGUGGUGGUUCGCUUCUUUGAGCAGCAUUUACAUUCUGAUAAGAUGAAAAUGCUUGGCCCUUUCACAAUGGGGAUUGGCAUUUUCAUUUUCAUUUGUGCUAAUGCCAUUCUUCAUGAGAACCGUGACAAAGAAACCAAAAUCAUACACAUGAGGGACAUCUAUUCCACAGUCAUCGACAUCCACACGCUAAGAAUCAAGGAGCAAAAGCAUAUGAAUGGCAUCUACACGGGUCUGAUAGGAGAAACUGAAGUAAAACAGAAUGGGAGCUCCUGUGCCUCGAGACUGGCAGCGAAUACCAUUUCCUCUUUCUCGGGUUUUAGGAGCAGUUUUCGGAUGGACAGCUCUGUCGAAGAGGAUGAGCUUGUGCUAAAUGAAAAUAAGAGUUUGGGGCAUCUUAUGCCACCUUUGCUCUCUGACAGCUCUGUCUCUGUCUUUGGCCUGUAUCCAUCUCCUUCCAAGACAACUGAUGAUAAGACCGGUGGCUCUAAGAAAUGUGAAACCAAGUCAAUUGUGUCGUCAUCCAUCAGUGCUUUUACAUUGCCUGUGAUCAAACUUAAUAACUGUGUUAUUGAUGAGCCCAGUAUAGAUAACAUCACCGAGGAUGCUGAGAACCUCAAAAGUAGGUCGAGGAAUUUGUCUAUGGAUUCCCUUGUGGUCCCUUUGCCUAACACCAAUGAGUCCUUCCAGCCAGUCAGCAUGAUGCUCCCUCGGAAUAAUUCCAUUGGGGAGUCAUUGUCUAGUCAGUACAAGUCCUCUGUGGCCCUUGGACCUGGGGCUGGGCAGCUCUUGUCUCCUGGGGCUGCUAGAAGACAGUUUGGGUCCAACACAUCCUUGCAUGUGCUCUCAUCACAUUCAAAAUCCCUAGACUUAGACCGAGGUCGCUCCACCCUAACUGUUCAGGCAGAACAACGGAAACAUCCAAGUUGGCCUCGGUUGGAUCGAAGCAACAGCAAAGGAUAUAUGAAACUGGAGAACAAAGAGGACCCGAUGGAGAGGUUGCUUGUGCCCCCAACUGCAAUCAAAAAAGACUUUACCAAUAAGGAGAAGCUUCUUAUGAUCUCAAGAUCUCACAAUAAUUUGAGUUUUGAACAUGAUGAGUUUUUGAGUAACAACCUAAAGCGGGGAACUUCUGAAACAAGGUUUUAAUGUUAAAAAAAUAUAUAAUUUUACAAGGCUGUAUAUUUUAAAACUAUUUUCAUCAGUGUUUCCUUGUUAAAGCAUUGGUUAUAAGCAUUUUUAAUCAAAUGGUUUGUAGUGUGUCUGACCUGGCUGCUUAAUUCUGUAAUGGAGAUAGUUACAUGUUUGGGUUACUAAGAUUGCAGUACUCUAUAUUAUCAUAUAUGAUUUUAUUUUUUCCAUUCCUUUGAAAGCAUGAUCUGAAUUAAAGUUUAUUUUCUUUA
Messenger RNA from Eptesicus fuscus (big brown bat), 1994 nucleotides. It is a transcript of the gene TMEM200A, whose product is annotated as transmembrane protein 200A. Bases 265 to 1740 code for a protein of 491 amino acids. The transcript has 2 exons. The record is from RefSeq and is a predicted model, not a curated record. Lineage: Eukaryota; Metazoa; Chordata; Mammalia; Chiroptera; Vespertilionidae.